This is a messenger RNA of Microstroma glucosiphilum, 419 nucleotides long. RefSeq lists its product as hypothetical. Lineage: Eukaryota; Fungi; Basidiomycota; Exobasidiomycetes; Microstromatales; Microstromataceae. The transcript has a single exon. The record is from RefSeq and is a predicted model, not a curated record. Bases 162 to 374 code for a protein of 70 amino acids.
AAGACGAGUUGGCCCAAGGCCGCGGACCUACCCGUAGAGCCUUGGCUACAGCACUGGGCUGAUAACCCGGAGCCACCAAAGGAGAAGAAGACGGCCUGGCAGACGGUCAAGGCCAUCUUCUGGACCUGAGGGACACCUUGCUCUCCCUGAUCCUGUUCUUGAUGUCACGCUGCCUCUUGGCUUUGCUUCUGUACUGUGUCAGCGCCACUUACUGGCCACAACCUAGUCACCUCUUUUUGUCUCGCCAGAUUUGCCUCGCUCGCAAUACAAUCGUGGUCACCGUCGUGUUCUCAUAUAGCAGAGCGACAUCUUGCUCGUUGUCGACAUUGCCUGCAUGCAUGGGGUGCAGAACGCAUCGCCGGACCUAUGAAUGAAUCUGCAGGCCACCGCUUGUGAGUCCGCUAGUGCUGACAGCCAAG